Acytostelium subglobosum LB1 is the source of this 2946-nucleotide messenger RNA. RefSeq lists its product as hypothetical. The record is from RefSeq and is a predicted model, not a curated record. Gene Ontology annotation, molecular function: protein serine/threonine kinase activity; ATP binding. The transcript has 7 exons. Gene Ontology annotation, biological process: protein phosphorylation. Lineage: Eukaryota; Evosea; Eumycetozoa; Acytosteliales; Acytosteliaceae. The coding region runs from base 1 to 2946 and encodes 981 amino acids. Gene Ontology annotation, cellular component: cytoplasm.
AUGGAGGCUGGCUUUGUAAUGAUACCACAGCAACAGGAGGAGAUUGGUAAUCAUAAUAAUAAAGUCAAUUGUAAUGAAGAACAGGAGUAUGCUAUUAUUGGUAGUCUGGGACAAGGUACAUUUGGAACUGUUUGUCUGAUAGAGCAUAAGCAAACACGUGUACGAUAUGCACUCAAAGAGUUAAAGUAUGGUGCAUACAUCGAUCCAAAGGCAACCAAAUACAUCACUACCGAGAAGGAGAUGCUCACCAAACUACUGGAAGGUCCACAACAUCCACAUGUAGUUGGCAUUGUUAAAGUGUUGAAUGAAACAAAGUAUAUCUUUGAAUACUGCGACCAGGGAACACUUAAACAGUACUUUGCCAAGACUGUUAAUCGUGAGGAGAGUAUCGUCAGACAUAUGUUUGUUCAGAUCUUGGCCGCAUUACAUUUCCUUCAUGACAGGACCAAGCCAAUCAUUCAUCGCGACAUCAAGAUGGAGAAUAUACUCGUCAAGCUCAUUGGUGACAAGAUCGUCUUUAAAUUGUCUGACUUUGGAUUCGCCAAGUCCAGCACUUUCCUAAAGUCACUGCAGUCGGGUGUUGGCUCAGGUCCAUAUAGAGCACCUGAGAUCAUGCAUGGAGCACCUUAUAAUCAGUCUGUGGAUAUAUACGCACUUGGUGUCACACUACUCUUUACAGCGACAGGCAAGGCAGCGUCGUUGACCACCAACGUGCCAGACUCUCAUGAGUAUAUCGAGAAGCAAUCAAUAUCCAGGGAGCUCAAGGAUUUGAUAAAGUCAAUGGUACAGAUAUCAGAGAAGCGUGUGCCAUCAGUUGUCGAGGUGCUCAAGUCUGAUUGGGUCCAAGCCAAACAGAUCAUACUCGAUGUUCAAGCUGGCCAGCACGUGACCAACUCAGCAAUCACUUUGCGCAAUCUCAUUGAUGGAUCAUAUCAAUCAAUCAUCUCCGACACGUUCAAGAUACCUGUCGAGCGCCAAGUCAUCUAUGUCUCCUACUAUGAUGGCGACACUCUCUCCCCAUUCCCAUCAUGCGUGGAUCCACUCAGACCAAUAUAUACAAUUGAGAAGAUAUAUGUAUACAAUAUUUAUACAUUCCCCAAGUUGCAAUUGAUCAGUAUAGACAACCUGAUCAAACAUAAGAAUAUGGCAGACACUGAGCGAGUGUUUAACUAUCGAUCAAAUGUACAUGUUGAGCAACAAGAGAUCCUUGAGAAGGUCCAAGACAUUGAGAAGAUGUUGAAUCACAAGACUGAUGUGUUUAGUCGAUCCAAAGCCAUCAUUAGGACCUGUCUUCAUUUAAUCCAAUCAAUCGGUUAUAGAUUGAAUGGUACUUUGUUUAAACAGGCAGUGGAUACAUGUUUGGAGGCAAUCAAGAAGUCACACUCAUACUUGCCAUUGUUUGAGAAGAUCAAACUAUUGCGAUCCUUUGAUAUCAAUGGUGUUGAAUCCGAUCAUCCACUAACCAGUCACCUACCAAAGUUCCUACAACACAUCCUAUCAUGUUCUCCAAUCGACAUGAGUGUGUUCCUAACAUCAAAGAAUCUAACAGAUUAUGGCAACUACUUGACAUUGCUUGGAAACAGGAUUGAUGAGAUCAAUUCUAACAAUACGGUGGAGGCCAUUGCCAAGGAUGUUGUACAGGUGAAGAAUAUACUGGAGGCACUUAAGAAGGAUAGUGACAUGCAGGUUAUACUAAGCACGACAGACAAUCUCAAGAGAUGUGAUAUUGUCUUUAACAAGGCGUACACUUGGUAUCUACAACUUCAAAAGAACAUGUCCAGAGAGUUGGAGAAUCUGAGCAACUACUUGCCACUACUAUUGAAGCAUAUGGGUCAUAUCGAUGCCUUGCUCAACCGAUUCACACCAAUGCCAUUUGACCAGUUGAUCGAGGAUGUCGAGAGAAUCCCAAUCUAUCAUCAACAAUGCAAGUUGGAGUAUCAAAGCAGAUCUAGCUUCAAUCACAUGCUUGGCCAGCUCCAACAGCGAUCUGCGCUAGAGCUCCAAAAGGUUAUCAACGAGGAGUUAACAAGGAGAGAGCAGUUCGGUCAUGUAGUGGCACCUAGAAACUUCACACCUGUCCAAGGUUUACCAAAGCCAAUCAAUCACAUGUCAUCGUUCCUUCCAACUCAUCCCAAGAAUGCAAACAUCAAUGAUAUGCUUGAGAGAAUGACAUUGGAUAUUGCCAAGGACACAGCACACUAUCAUCAGAACAAGUACCAAGAGCAACAGGUGGUUGGCGAGGUUCCUGUACAACCUCCUCGUGAGGAAGAGGUAGAACCCGUCUCUACAAUAUUCCAACCAUCUGAACAGAAUAGUGUCAUCUGUCUAAAGUCCGAUGCUGAUCUACUCAAAGAGAUUGGUGAAAAGGAUGUUGUCAUUGAAGUGUUGAAUGGCAAGGUCCAGACCAUGACUGGACAGAUCCAAACCAUGAGCAGCCAACUCGAAACUUUGAGCAACCAGUUACAGUCCAACGCAACAAUAAUGUCACAGCUAGAGACAAAGCUCAGUGCCGCCACGACAAGUUCCGAACAAAAAGCUGAUCAAGUGCGAGACCUGAUGGAUCAGCUAGACAACCAGUAUGAAGUGGGCUAUAAGAUGGAGUCCAAACAGAAGGAGCAAGAGUCCGAGCUCCAAAAGCUGCGCGAGCAAGUGGACGAAUAUCUAGAGCGUAUCGAGUCAAAGGAUCAAGAGCACGAAGAAAAGACAAACAGCACACGCAAUAACUUUAAACGAGUAGAAGAAGCCUUGCGUAGAGAUCAUAUUGAAAGCCGAUCCACGAUCCAGGCGCUCACUGAGAAGCUUGAGGCCAUGGAGAAGCUGCACAAUGCUAUACUCCUGGAGAAGGACUUCAAAAUCGAGCAACUUGAGAGCCAAGUCAACUCACUCAGUAUGGAGCUGGCAGACGCAAAGGCAAUCAACCAAGUCAUGGCAGAGGGCCAACAAUGA